AUGUCUCAACCUACUGCACCAGUCGAACGUAUCGGUUGCUCGAUGCGUGACUUUACUGAUCAGCAGUUUCGUACUUUCAAUGGAACUCAAGGACAUACAGUAGUUGAAGCUUGGAUUUCAGAUAUCCAACUGCUGCAUGACACACUCAAGUGUACAAAUGAGGAAAAGUUGACAUACACCGUAUUAAGGCUAACUGGUGAAGCCCUUAAGUGGUGGAAGUCCCAGGUAGAGCUAAUAGGACUUGGUGUUGUUAUCACGUGGGAAAGGUUUGUUGAGGAAUUCAACAGGCAAUAUUUCCCAAGGUCACAAAAGCAGUUAAGAGCUAUUGAAUUUCAGAACUUGGUGCAAGACAGAACGUUUGAAAAUGGUCUUAACUCUCGUAUCAAGGAAAGAGUUGUCUGCCAUGAGAUCAAGAACUAUGCUCGAUUAGUAAACGUAUCAUCCCUUGCUGAGAGGGCAAUUGGUGAGACAUCUGCAGCUUACGAACAUAGGAAACGGUCAAUGCCUCAGGCAUCCUAUCCGUCUAAACGAUUUGUCGUAGGGACUGGCUCCAAACCAGUGGAUCACCAGAAUUUUUCUCCUCCAGUAGGAAGUCAGAAGGUUGCUUGUCCCAAAUGUGGAAGAAUGCAUUUUGGAGAUUGCAGGAGCGAAAGUACCGGCUAUUUUCGAUGUGGUCAAAAGGGGCAUUUUAAGAAGGAUUGUCCGAUGAAUACUACGGGGGAAGCUGGAGCACAAAGGAAUGACUUCCAACAAAGAAGGCCUGCUCAAGCGAGAGUAUAUACGUUGAACCCCGUAGAUGACGAUGAGAAUGAUGAAGCGAACAAGGAUAUAGUGACAGGUACCAUUUCUCUAUUUGGUACUCUUGCGUGUACUCUCUUUGAUUCUAGAGCUACACAUUCAUUCAUUUCUGCAUUAUAUACUAAGAUUUAUCAUAUAAAUACACGACCAUUUGGGCAAGAUUGGUCGGUACAAACACCAGGAUGA
Messenger RNA from Corylus avellana, 984 nucleotides. Lineage: Eukaryota; Viridiplantae; Streptophyta; Magnoliopsida; Fagales; Betulaceae. The record is from RefSeq and is a predicted model, not a curated record.